Solanum tuberosum (potato) is the source of this 1515-nucleotide messenger RNA. It is a transcript of the gene LPD2, whose product is annotated as dihydrolipoamide dehydrogenase precursor. Gene Ontology annotation, cellular component: oxoglutarate dehydrogenase complex; mitochondrion. Lineage: Eukaryota; Viridiplantae; Streptophyta; Magnoliopsida; Solanales; Solanaceae. The record is from RefSeq and is marked provisional. Gene Ontology annotation, biological process: pyruvate metabolic process; 2-oxoglutarate metabolic process. Gene Ontology annotation, molecular function: dihydrolipoyl dehydrogenase (NADH) activity; flavin adenine dinucleotide binding.
AUGGCGAUUUCAACCUUAGCUAGACGAAAGGCUACAACGUUUCUGUCAUCCAGAUUCCUUUACAGCACUUCCAAGUAUUCGUUCUCUUUUACCAGAGGUUUCGCUUCAGGAUCCGAUGAGAACGACGUCGUUGUUAUCGGUGGUGGUCCCGGCGGCUAUGUGGCGGCGAUCAAAGCAGCACAGCUUGGGCUUAAAACUACAUGUAUCGAGAAACGUGGUACCCUCGGUGGUACUUGCCUUAACGUUGGUUGUAUUCCUUCUAAGGCACUUCUUCAUUCGUCCCACAUGUUUCAUGAAGCGCAACAUUCAUUUGCCAAUCAUGGUGUGAAGUUUUCUUCUGUCGAAGUUGAUCUCCCUGCCAUGAUGGGACAAAAAGAUAAAGCCGUGUCUAACUUAACACGAGGUAUAGAGGGUCUAUUCAAGAAAAACAAAGUAAACUAUGUGAAGGGAUAUGGUAAAUUCCUCUCCCCUUCUGAAAUUUCUGUUGACACUGUCGAAGGUGGUAACUCUGUUGUUAAAGGCAAAAAUAUUAUUAUUGCAACUGGCUCUGAUGUCAAAGGUCUACCUGGCAUAACCAUUGAUGAGAAGAAAAUUGUGUCAUCCACCGGAGCAUUAGCUUUGACUGAAAUUCCAAAAAGAUUAGUUGUUAUUGGUGCUGGCUAUAUAGGCCUUGAGAUGGGAUCUGUCUGGGGUCGCCUCGGCUCAGAGGUGACUGUUGUUGAAUUUGCAUCUGAUAUUGUUCCAACCAUGGAUGGUGAAGUUCGCAAGCAAUUUCAACGUGCUCUUGAGAAGCAAAAGAUGAAAUUCAUGCUAAACACUAAGGUGGUGUCAGUUGAUGCUACAGGUGAUGGUGUGAAAUUGACCCUUGAACCUUCAGCUGGUGGUGAUCAAACUAUUCUCGAGGCUGAUGUUGUUCUCGUCUCUGCUGGAAGAGUACCAUUCACUUCAGGACUUGGAUUGGACACGAUAGGAGUUGAAACUGACAAGGCUGGUAGAAUCUUGGUCAAUGAACGUUUUGCCACUAACGUCCCAGGGGUACAUGCUAUUGGUGAUGUCAUUCCUGGACCAAUGUUGGCUCACAAGGCAGAGGAGGAUGGUGUUGCUUGCGUAGAGUUCAUUGCAGGCAAGGAGGGUCAUGUAGACUAUGAUAUGGUACCUGGUGUUGUUUACACCCACCCGGAGGUGGCUUAUGUUGGGAAAACCGAGGAACAGGUAAAGUCACUCGGAGUUGAUUAUCGUGUUGGCAAAUUCCCCUUCCUAGCUAACAGUAGAGCCAAGGCAAUUGAUGAUGCUGAGGGAAUUGUCAAGGUAAUUGCUGAGAAAGAGAGCGACAAGAUAUUGGGUGUCCAUAUUAUGUCACCUAACGCAGGGGAGCUUAUUCACGAAGCUGUCCUGGCAUUGCAGUACGGAGCAUCAAGUGAGGACAUUGCUCGUACUUGUCAUGCACAUCCAACAAUGAGUGAGGCACUCAAAGAAGCAGCCAUGGCCACUUAUGACAAGCCCAUCCACAUGUAG